Funneliformis geosporum is the source of this 159-nucleotide messenger RNA. The record is from the annotation of a GenBank genome assembly. NCBI's taxonomy places the organism in Eukaryota, Fungi, Glomeromycota, Glomeromycetes, Glomerales, Glomeraceae.
AUGGACGUGGCAUUUGGCGCCGGUGUAGAUUUACACUGUAAGUUAAAUGCUGCUGAUGGUGUUAUGACUUGGGAAAGUCAUCCACAUUCAUAUCCAAAAAUUGAUGAUAUACCAAAUAGUUUUCAAGUUGAUGAGGUUGAAUGUUUUGUCAGAAGAUAA